This is a messenger RNA of Nerophis lumbriciformis (worm pipefish), 1079 nucleotides long. RefSeq names its product ependymin related 1 (gene epdr1). Gene Ontology annotation, molecular function: calcium ion binding. Gene Ontology annotation, biological process: cell-matrix adhesion. Gene Ontology annotation, cellular component: lysosome; extracellular region. The record is from RefSeq and is a predicted model, not a curated record. Lineage: Eukaryota; Metazoa; Chordata; Actinopteri; Syngnathiformes; Syngnathidae.
CGUGGCGCUUGUGUGUCUGUGUUCAGUAAAUCACUGCGUUACAAUAAACUAAGGAGACGCGAUGUUGCGGCUAGUUGUCGUAUUAGUGGCCGCUGCAGGCUCCUUCAUGCUCGGCCUGUCCCCGCUGGAAGCCUCCCCGACGGUCGUACCGUGCCUCGCCCCGCUUCAAUGGGAGGGGAGGUGGGUGUUGUACGACCACGGAACCGGGAGGAACAACCGGGCCGCGGUGUCCUACGACGGCCAGAACCAGAGACUGCGAAUCCUGCAGCAGCACAAGAAACACACGCCGUGUCAAAGGUACUUUGAGUACAUCUUCUUGUACGACAGCAUGGUGAUGUUCCAGAUCGACCAGAAGACCAAAGAAUGUUCCAAGGUGGCUAUGACUGAGGCCUGGGACCCCUUCGACAUUCCAGACAACUCCACCUUUGAAGACCAGUACAUCAUCGGCGGUCCUGGGGACAACGUGGAGGUUCAGGAGUGGUCUGACAGGAAGCCGGCGCGCAAACAUGAGACAUGGGUGGGCGUGUACACGCUGAGGGACUGCUACCCGGUGCAGGAGACCUACAUCAAGAACAGCAGCGUCACCACUUCCACUCGCUUCUUCAACAUCCAACUGGGCAUCAGCGACCCAGACGUCUUCAGCCCUCCCAGCACCUGCCAGUCAGCACGACCCCUUGCUAUGACUGAGUCCCGCUGCUGAGGCCUGACCUUUAACCUUUAACUUUACACCGUCCAUAUUGAUUGGCUACUUAUCGAUUUUUGAUCUGGUAUCAAGAUGGUAGGAUUACCUCUACUGCGCAAGUUUUUAUUUUAUUAUAAAGUCAAAACCAAUGUUUUAAAAGACACAAUCAUUUGUGGAUUUUGAGGAUUUAAUAACUUGAUGACACUUUAAAGUCCGAGCAAUUAUAAACACUCAGUAAAGUUAACCAUUUGUAUGCUUGGAUUUUAUUCUCUCAAAUGACAAUAAACGUAUAAAGAAAUGUAUCACACCACAGCUGAUGUCUUAAUUUGCAUGUCAUUAAAAUGAUGAAAUUGUCGGAGAUGACAAAUAAAUCUAAAUAAAAGCUGAUAAUCCUGCA